Messenger RNA from Hirsutella rhossiliensis, 777 nucleotides. RefSeq names its product electron transfer flavoprotein. Gene Ontology annotation, molecular function: electron transfer activity. The record is from RefSeq and is a predicted model, not a curated record. The transcript is spliced from 3 exons. Lineage: Eukaryota; Fungi; Ascomycota; Sordariomycetes; Hypocreales; Ophiocordycipitaceae. Bases 1 to 777 code for a protein of 258 amino acids. Gene Ontology annotation, cellular component: cytosol.
AUGUCUGCACUCCGGAUCCUCGUGCCCGUCAAGCGGGUUAUUGACUAUGCCGUCAAGCCGCGGGUCAACAAGGCGCAGACGGGAGUCGAGACGGCGGGCGUCAAGCACUCGAUGAACCCGUUUGACGAGCUCUCGAUCGAGGAGUCUGUGCGGAUCCGCGAGAAGAAGCGUGCGCCGGGGGGCGUCGAGGACAUUUGCGCCAUCUCGGCGGGACCGGCCAAGGCGCAGGACAUCUUGCGGACGGCCAUGGCCAUGGGAGCAGACCGGGCGAUCCACGUCGAGGUCAAGGAGGGUGAGGAGCUGGAGCCGCUGAUGGUGGCCAAGCUGCUCAAGAAGGCGGCGGAGCAGCAAAAGAGCAACCUGGUGGUGCUGGGCAAGCAGAGCAUCGACGACGACGCGGGCCAGACGGGCCAGAUGCUGGCCGGGCUGCUGGGGUGGCCGCAGGCGACGCAGGCGAGCAAGGUCGAGUUUGGCGAGGGCGACAGCGUCGUGGUGACGCAGGAGGUGGACGGGGGCGUCGAGACGAUCCGGGCGAAGCUGCCCAUGGUUGUGACGACGGACCUGCGGCUCAACGAGCCGCGCUACGCGAGCCUGCCCAACAUUAUGAAGGCCAAGAAGAAGAAGCUGGAAAAGAUGACGCUCGAGGACUUUGGGCUCGCCAACGAGAAGCGGCUCAAGGUGCUCAAGGUGACGGAGCCGCCGGCACGACAGGGCGGUGGCAAGGUCGAGGACGUGGACGGGCUGGUGAGCAAGCUCAAGGAGAUGGGUGCUCUAUAG